CGGUCUCACACAAAGUUUAGAGGAUGAGAGGGAAGCAGAGCAGAGAGCAGAGGCAAACGCAAACACAGCGUGGAUCGGUGUGAGUACGGAGGGAAACGACACAGUGUGAUUUAUGCUUGUUUCCUCCACCCCCCUCUCUGUGCAUGGAUGUGCCUGUCACUGAGGCUGUUUGUGCUGCAAAUGCACCAAUAGAGUGACUUCACUCUCAGGCCGCUCUGUUCACUCUUCUCAAUACCCCAUGGUGUGGGCCAUUGUUUAGAGAGGUGAACGAGGUCGGGCAUCCCCUCAGUGUUCUGAGAAAGAGCUAUCUGGGCUUCCUCCUUCCUCCUGCGGGCCGUCCUGUAUCACGUGUCCAGACUGCAUUCAACAGGAUCUACACGUCCUACACUGUGAAUGAGGAGGAGAAGUGAUGCCUCAAGAUAGCUGUUGCAGAUUUUGCAGCAGGGGGUUAUAUAGCUGCAACUGGAAGCACCGAAGUGAAACUAAUAAUAGGAGAAAAUGUGCAUGCUGCUGGUUCUCAGUGGUCACUCUGGUGUCCCUGCUCUCCCUGUGCUGGCUCUACAUCUGUCUGGUUACUUUUAAUGACCGAGAGGAUGUUAACUGGAAGGGCUUCGCAAAACUGAAGCGAUGGGUGAACUGGUUCAUGGUGCUUGUCGUCAUUUCGGCAGUGAUAACCAGCUACUGCGUCCUGCUGCUGCUCUUUGCACUCUUCCAAGUUGCCUUAAGGGAACCGCUCAACUUACACUGGCUGCACAAGAUCUUCUUAUUUUUUGGUGCGUUAUUCAUCGCUCUCGGGAUCACAGGAAUUAGUCUCCAGUGGCGAGAAGAAUGGCCAACGGUUUAUCUCUCACUCCAGGCCACAGCUCCUUUCUUGCAGUUUGGUGCUGUUGGGGCGUUGACUCUGCUGAGCUUGUUCGUCUUCCAGGGCUUCCGUGUGGCCACGGGAAAAUGGUCUAAGUUCCUGAUCGCAGCGAUGUUUGUAGCCGUGUCCACCGCCAUCUUCCUGUGUCCCCUGAUCAUCCAGUCUCCUUGUUUGAUAGAGCGGAGCAAGUUACCUGAAAAACCAAAGCUCAUUGGUCACAGAGGCGCACCGAUGCUGGCCCCUGAGAACACCAUGAUGUCAUUCAACAGGAGCAUCGCGUGUGGCGUGACAGCCUUUGAGACAGACGUACAGGUCAGUAAAGACAGAGUUCCCAUCUUGAUGCAUGAUCAUAACUUUUCCGGGUUCUUGCUAAGAACGACAGACGUUAAAGAGAAGUUCCCCGACGCAGACUUCAGCUACAGCAGCAACCUGACCUGGGAAGAACUACAGAGUCUGAAUGCAGGCGAAUGGUUCCUAAAGACAGAUCCUUUCCACACAGUGUCCAUGCUCUCCGAAGAGGAGAGGGAAACAGCCAGGAACCAGACCAUACCGUCCUUACUCGAGCUCCUCGACCUCGCCAAGCAGCACAACAUCUCAGUGAUAUUUGACCUAUAUAGUCCUGAGGAGAAUGACACACUGGACACAGUCAACACUAUUCUGAGUUCUGGCAUCGACCCAGGCCUGAUCCUCUGGCUUCCUUCAGCAGAAAGAGAAUAUGUACAUAAGACUGCUCCAGGCUUCACCCAGGUCUAUAACAACGAAAGUGAUUUGCCUAUCGAAGGAGGUGGCCACUUGAAUGUGAAAUACAGCAAAUUAAGUACAGAAGAAAUCAGGGAUCAUCGGAGCAGGAACGUUACAGUGAACCUGUGGGUGGUUAAUGAGCGUUGGCUGUUCUCUCUGCUGUGGUGUGCGGGGGCCAGCUCUGUUACCACCAACUCCUGCCACCUCCUAAAAAAGAUGGAGCAGCCUGACUGGGUCAUGUCACGUCUUACAUACACAAUAAUAUGGAUUGCAGUGGACAUUACAUCUAUUCUGAUAAUGGCUGGACUCUACAUCUGCCAGUGGAAAACACAUCACAGGAAUCGCAGCAGAGGUAGCUCACCAGACUCCAGCAGAUUUUCUGCCCCGACCUACCGCCUUGUCAGCACUGACUGAAUGGUUUGGACCUAAAUCAGGAAGAGAGCAAGUUAAUGUGAAUAACCAUACACUGUGUUUUCAAAGCCAUGAAAAAAUGAAAAUGUUUUUUUUUCAAGAGGCACUGUGCCACUGGAUGGCAGUUUAACUUUUUUAUUUUUUGUAUAAGUCUAACUGGUUAACUGGGUUUUAAUCGUUCUUCUGUUGCUACUGAAAGUAUGAAGCUUUUCUCUGAUUGUAUCUAUGUGUAGAUCUGCACUGGAUUUCCUUUUGGCACUGUGUCAUUUUAUGUUGUUUCACUCUGUUGUUGUUUUUUCAGUUUAUUACAAUUUUUUUAUUCAUGGUGUCAUCACUGCAGUUAAGAUGUGUGUCUACUGUAACCUGAGCCAAGAGCAUUACAACUAUUUUCUACACUG
Epinephelus fuscoguttatus (brown-marbled grouper) is the source of this 2412-nucleotide messenger RNA. RefSeq names its product glycerophosphodiester phosphodiesterase domain containing 2 (gene gdpd2). The transcript has 17 exons. Gene Ontology annotation, biological process: lipid metabolic process. Gene Ontology annotation, cellular component: membrane. The record is from RefSeq and is a predicted model, not a curated record. Lineage: Eukaryota; Metazoa; Chordata; Actinopteri; Perciformes; Serranidae. The coding region runs from base 410 to 2017 and encodes 535 amino acids. Gene Ontology annotation, molecular function: glycerophosphodiester phosphodiesterase activity.